GGGUCGCCAGGCCGCGGUUUGCAGUGUUUUUUGAAAACCACUGUGGUGGUUGCAUGAGGCAGUCAUGGGCUGCAGCUGUAGCAAGACAACUGCAGCGCCCCGAGGUAAACCUCUCCCGUCCCUGCUUGGUUCCAGCUUGAAGCUGCACCUGUCUGAUGGCGAAGGCGACCAAAAGACUGACCGCAGAAAACGAGGGCUGCAUGAGAGGUUGAGUUCAACCCGUUCAACCGAUCUGGAGUCAGGUGGUUCUACUAGCAGCUCAGUGAGUUGGGAAACGGAGUUGCUGCGGGUGAGUUCGGACCUAGAACAGAAGUUGAAGGAUCCACACUUCGUGGCGCAAUGCUGCGACUUGGAUGGUUCUGGUGAUUUGGAUAUGCACGAGCUGGGCCACGCUGCCCGGGCUUUCGGCAUGAAGUUGUCACCAGAGAGGCUACGGCAACUGAUGGCUGGAGCCAAGCGCGCCAGCAAGGAGCGCUUCGCAGAGGUUGUAGCUGAGCCAGUUCUGCCAUCUGAGAGAACUCGACCAACCGUUCCCCAGUCGUUGCGCGGCAUGGCCCUGGGGCAACUGCAACACCUGGAGGCAUUGUUCAUCCAAUCCGGGUGGCUUGCUGCACAGUGCGAUGCUUACAAUGCAAAGCAUGCGGAUGCCAUCCGUAAAAAAGAGAAAGGUUUCUUCCAGCGAGUAUGCAACUUGUAUUCUCUGGAUGCCUAUGUGGUCAGUCCAAUGUCGAAACCUGGCCAUUGUGCAGCUAGAGAACAGGAUCGUACAGGGAGUGUGCCACCAGCAACUGACAAGAUGUCAUUUUCCUCGUUGCUGAACCCCAAUGGUCUCAUUGUGCAUUGCUUUGUGUCCCACUUCUGGGGGAAGUUGUUCAGUGAGACCGUCACAGCUCUUCGGCUGUGGGCUGAGCAUUACCAACGAUCGGACGCAGGGACUGCGUCAACCACUACGUUGGGCACUGCGGGCACUGCCUGCCCAAAGGCUGUGGUCUUUUGGAUUUGCCUCUUUGCCGUGAAUCAGCACGAUGUGGCUGACGAAGUAGGAGACAGUCCGAUGCAAGGACCCUUCAAUGCAGCAAUUGCCAAAGCCACAGGUGGUGCAGUGAUGGUUCUGGACCAAGACAUCAACCCCUUUAAGAGAAUCUGGUGCCUUUUUGAGGUGUCCCGCCUCAAAGAACUCAAUCAACCAUUUGAGUUGAUCUGUGAAAUGGGCUCCCUAUCCAGACCUGGGAGCUUGGAAGGAGCCUUCAAGGCCAAACCUGAUGCCAUGAAGCGCAUUUUGCAAGCCACGGUCGAAUCUUUGUGGACAGUGUCAGCCAUCAAAGCACAAGCCUCAGUGAUAGAAGACAAGGUUCACAUUUGGCAAGAAAUUGCCAACCCAGGUAGCCGCAAGGUCAUUCGUGGAAUGUACACCCUUCUUUGCAAUAUGCAACAUUCCGAUGAACUUCCUGAGGAAAGCCACUUUUGGCUGACAGAUUUUGACAGAUACAUUCAGUCGCUGCUCUCCACAUCUUUGCUGCUCUUCUUGUUGAGCCACCAAUAUAUCAAAUCUGCAGCGCGGUGCUGUGCGCAUGGCGCUUGCUUCACAAAGGAGCAAUUUCAACAGAUCUAUGACCAGCUUUCUCCAGAGGAACAGCCUGGUUGGCUAAGCCAGCUUCUCAAUGCGAACGCGCGCGACGAGCGGCUGGACACCGUUCAUUUUUUGCUGCACUUGCGUGCGGACACUGAGAUGGUUUGGCAGGGCAACACCGCCCUGAUGCAUGCUGCCAAUGGUGGUCAGCAGGCAGUUAGCCGGCUGUUGCUGGAGCAUGGUGCCAAUGUGGCAGCUGCCGACAGUGAUGGUACCACUGCUUUGAUGAGAGCUGCCUUGGGUGGUCAUCUAGCAGUGGUGCAACUACUGUUGGACCAUGGCGCCGAUGUGAAAGCCACUGAAAUCGAUGGUACCACAGCUUUGAUGCACUCUGCUCUCGCUGGCCAUGAAGCUGUAGUGAAGCUGCUGUUGAAGAACGGCGCAAGCGUGCUGAGAGCAGAGGAGGAUGGCACCACCGCUUUGAUGGGUGCGGCUUUAGGUGGUCACACCGCCGUAGCCAAGCUGUUGUUGGAGCAUGGCGCAGAUGUCUUGGCUGCAGAGGAUGAUGGCAUGACUCCUUUGAUGGGGGCAGCCUUGGACGGUCACGCAGCUGUUACACAGCUUUUGCUGGAGUACCGUGCUGAUGUGGCAGCUCUGACCUGCAGUGGAAUGACUGCGCUGAAUUUUGCAGCAGAAAGUGGUCAUGACAAAGUUGUGAACUUGCUCCUGAACCAUGCUGGUGACUCGGAGUCUGUCGACCACGUGAGCAAAGUGAUGCCUCUUGGGACGAACAGUGACCAGGAUGGCAUGGAAAGAUUAAAGAAAAAAUAUGGUGCAAAGACAUCAAAGGCACCGAAGACAUCUACUGACUUCACUAAGACAUCCACAACUAUCUGUGUUUGAACGAGCACUUUGCUGCGCCAAAGUGCCGGCCGCAUAGUCACAUAGUCAGGUAGUUUCUUUUACAUGGCAGACAGUGCCACACCAGCUUGAGCAACGUAGUUUCGUCAUGUAUUGACUACACAGAUCUACAUAGCCAAUUUGCCGGUGCAAAGCGACAGAACAAA
Cladocopium goreaui is the source of this 2637-nucleotide messenger RNA. Lineage: Eukaryota; Dinophyceae; Suessiales; Symbiodiniaceae. The record is from the annotation of a GenBank genome assembly.